AUGGUGUUAUGUGCAUCCUACAAUUUACGUGCCCAUUCGACCAUGCUACCUCAUGCCGGUGAAGAUUAUCGAUACGAGUUGCCAUCGUCCGUGCCAUCGCAUUUUCCGGCUUCGAAGCCAAUUUCUCUCAGGUCUCCUUGCGGCACGGUUGAUGGAUCUGGUGUUUCACCACCGAUAGAGCAGCUUUACUCUCCCUUAUCUUCUUCGCCGGACUCCAUAGGCUCCAUCAAAUCGAGCUCAUCGUCACGGUCUUCGGCGGAGCGCGAGAUUGAACGUCAGCAGCGUCGACAGCUACUCGACGCUAGCUUGCUCAAAAUGCGCGCAUCCAACAACAUUCCUCUGCGAAAACAUCUGCUCGUUUACAACAUUGUUAAACAGCUCCAGCGCGAUCUGGACCUGUUAGACGACGAGGAGUUGUACUGCAACCUAAUGGACGAGAGCUACGGUGAACGUAUGGACGUCGACGAACGUCGUUGGCCUUUUGGUGCCACGUCGGCACCUUCAGCUACGUUACCAGCUUGUGCCGUUUCCAUUCCGGUCACUGCGCAGGUUGCACCUCCGCAACAAGAGGAGCGCCGCGUAGCUGAAGACUCCACUUCUCUUAUUUCUAAAGAUCUCGAUAUGGACAUGAGCAAGGUGGUGCAGCAGGAACCGCAGACUCCUGGACUGGAAAUGUGGUCAUGGGGUGACACCACAAUGAAGGGAGAUGAUCGUACCACAUCACAAUCAAACUACGAUAUAUUCGAAUCGGUUCAGGAUGCUGUGGACGAGUCGUUUGUCGCAUGGAGUUGGACGGUAAGUGGUGCUAGUUUCAACGCUGAUGCAUGGUGGACUGAACGUUCAAGAGCGACAUCGUUUGGUACAACUUCCCGUUUUGAACCUAUCUGGAGCAUGGGAGCUGAUCCGCUCGGCGCGACAAAUUUCAGCCGUUUCGAGCUUCAGCAUUUGUUCCCAUCGCAGGUGCUUCUGCAGGCAUAG
This is a messenger RNA of Angiostrongylus costaricensis, 978 nucleotides long. NCBI's taxonomy places the organism in Eukaryota, Metazoa, Nematoda, Chromadorea, Rhabditida, Metastrongylidae. The record is from the annotation of a GenBank genome assembly.